CUCUGGUUGCAUCUGGCUGCUCUGGUUCAUGUCUUUCAUGACUAUUUGCAAUCUAAAAUACAGUGUAAAUGUAAAUUUUAUAAAAAUAAAUAUACAUUGAAUUAAAAAAAUGGCAUUAUCACUUUGUGCUAAGCGUAUAAAAAUUUUAAAUAGUAAAUAUUUGAAUAAAGUAAUAAUACGUCGUAAUAAUGGAUAUAUAGUACUUCUUCCAGAAAUAGGCGAAGAUUUACCAGAAAAAGAUCAAUUACUUAAACAAGAUGGAUAUCCAGAAUUUAAUAAAUUUUCAAUUGAACGUACGAUCGCUGCCGUUGGCAAAGAAACUGUUGCAUACGAACAAGACAUUCAACAAAUUGAACAGCGUAUUAUGAUGAAAGCUAAAGUUGAUAUUGUUAAUGAUGUGAUAAAUCCAAUGGAAAUGUCAAAUUCUCGGUUUCAAACGACCUGGAAUAUUGCCAAUACAUUAUACCUUGCUAAUCAAAGUUUUAUGCCAACUCAUUUUUAUAAAUCGAUUCAUAAUAAUAUGACUAGAGUUGUCACAAUGCCGUACAUGAGUUACUCAUUGUAUAAAGUCUGGAAAAAUGCAGAAACUGAUAAAGAAAUAAACAGCAAACUUACUCAUGAACAAAAGAGAAUUGUUAAAAAAUAUGCAUUAGAGGGUAGAUUAAAUGGUUUAGAUUUAGAUAAGAAUAAAACAAAUCGAUUUAUGUAUACUCUUACUAAAAUUACAACUAAAAAAAUUGAUUUUGAUAAAGCAAUAAGAUUUGCAACAGCAAUAUUUCGAACGACAAUAAGUGAUAGAAAUAUUUUAAAAGAAUUUCCUGAUGACUUUUUAAAAUUUACAGCUGUUAAUCCAAAUGAAUGGGAAAAAGGACCAUGGAAAAUAACACUACAGUCUGAUAUUGUUGAUUUAUUUUUAAAAUAUUGUCCAGAACGUGAUUACAGAUGGAAUGUUUGGCAGGCAUAUGUUGGAAGAGGAGCUAUGCAUGGAAAUAAUCAUUUGAGAACAAGUUCGAUUUUAGAAGAUAUACGUGAUAAUAAAAUAGAACAAGCUAAAUUACUUGGUUACAAAUCAUAUUCUCAUUUGAGUAUGGAAACUAAAAUUGCUGGUAGUUUAGAAAAUAUUUAUCGUGUUAUGGAUAAUUUAUUGGAAACGGCAUAUCCAGCACAAAAACAAGAGUUUUAUCAAUUGUCUCAAUUUGCAAAAGAUCAAGGAUUUAAUAAAGAGCUAUUAGCCUGGGAUAUUGAUUAUUGGAGUAGAAAAUAUGCAAAUAUUAUAUUAAAUUAUAAUAAUGAGACUAUAAAAAAUUAUUUUCCCCUUCCACACGUUCUCAAUGGGCUAUUUAAAUUUAUUGAAAAUUUAUUCAGUAUUCGUAUUAUUGAGGGUCAAAAACCUGAUGUAUGGCAUAAAGAUGUUAGAUUUUUUGAUGUAAUUGAUUUAAAAGGUCCAACAGAUGAACCAAUAGCCCAUUUUUAUUUGGAUCCAUACGAACAGGACCGUAAAAUGCUAUCAGCUACAACAGCAAGCUGGAUGGUACCGAUUCAAAAUAAAAGUACUUUUGCAUCUAAAAAACCAUUAGUAGCACUUAUAUUUAAUUUUAAACCACCAGUUAACGAUGUUAUACCAUCACUACUAACAUUUGAUGACGUUAAAUAUCUUUUUAAAGAAAUGGGCAAAACUCUUCAACAUCUUUUAACUCGAGUAAAUUACAGUUUGUUAGCUGGUACAUCAAAUGUUGAAUGGGAUGCGGUUGGAAUAAGCGGCAAUUUUAUGGUAAACUGGUUAUAUGAACCCGAGAUAAUACAAAAUAUUUCUUGUCACUACAAAACUAAUGAGACAAUACCUCCUGAACAAAUUUCAAGUAUUAAACGUAUGAGAAGACACAUGUCCGGCUAUAGAUUAUGUAAAGAACUUUAUUAUGGAAGACUCGACCUUGAAUUACAUGAAUUAACAGAUUUUUGGGUACCAAUAGUUACUCGGUUAUACAAAAAACACUUUGUUUAUCCUCUUGAUAAAAUGGAUUCUCACCUAACAUCUUGGAGUGAAAUAUUUACGAGUAGUUGGGGCGCUGCUUAUUACAGCCAUCUCUGGUCAGAGAUGUUAGCAGCAGAUGUAUAUAGUGCCUUUCAAGAAAUUAAAAAUGAUGAUGAAGAACAAAAGAAACAAACAGCUAAAAGAUUUCGUGAUACAUUUCUUUCUUUAGGUGGUAGUGUUCACGCUAGUCAAGUCUUUAGACUAUUUCGUGGUAGAGAUCCUAAUUACGAAGCAUUACUUUACAAUGUAGGUUUAAAAAAUAAUAAAUCUAAUCAGUCUGAUGUUUAAAAAUUGAAAACAUUUUUUUUAUACAUAGUACACAAAAGUGAUACUUGACUUAUCAUUAUAAUAUAUUUAAUCAGCUAUUAAGCAUUACUAUUUUUUGGUGGUGAAAAAUUAAAGUUAUCAGAUAAUAAUUAUGACUCGUAAUCAAUGUAUUUUUUAAAUUUAUUUUGUUUAGAGCUAAAUGAUUA
Molecule: messenger RNA, 2505 nt
Organism: Microplitis demolitor
Lineage: Eukaryota; Metazoa; Arthropoda; Insecta; Hymenoptera; Braconidae
Exons: 3
Coding region: 110-2320 (736 amino acids)
Biological process (GO): proteolysis; peptide metabolic process
Molecular function (GO): metalloendopeptidase activity
Source: RefSeq, a predicted model, not a curated record